Molecule: messenger RNA, 1203 nt
Organism: Apis dorsata (giant honeybee)
Lineage: Eukaryota; Metazoa; Arthropoda; Insecta; Hymenoptera; Apidae
Product: mitochondrial ornithine transporter 1
Exons: 5
Coding region: 121-1059 (312 amino acids)
Biological process (GO): mitochondrial L-ornithine transmembrane transport
Molecular function (GO): L-ornithine transmembrane transporter activity
Source: RefSeq, a predicted model, not a curated record
CAACAAAUGAACUUUCCUUAUCUUUCUUAUUCGAUAAUAGAUUAUAAGAUACAAGACGUGCUAAUUUGUCAUUUCUCUAGAUCUUACUUAAUUGAUAUUUAUUAAUUUAGAUAUACAAAAAUGACAUUUGAAUUCAAUGAAAAAAAAAAUCAACAGUUAAAAAAUAUUAAAGCUGGUUUAAUUGACUUCGUUUCUGGAUCACUUGGUGGGAUAGCACUUGUUUAUGUUGGGCAACCAUUAGAUACAAUAAAGGUAAAAAUGCAAACUUUUCCUUUUAUGUAUAAGGGAAUGGUAAAUUGCUUUUUACAAACAUUAAAGACAGAUGGAAUAAUGAAUGGUUUAUAUGCAGGAACUAUACCUGCAUUAGUUGCUAAUGUUGCUGAAAAUUCGGUUUUGUUUGCUGCAUAUGGAGGAUGUCAAAAAGUUAUUUCUAAUAUUUUGGGUGUUCAAAAAAUACAAGAUUUGACAUCAAUUCAAAAUGCAUGGGCUGGAUUUUUUGCUGCAUUUUUUUCUUCAUUAACACUAUGUCCUACAGAACUUAUAAAAUGUAAGCUACAAGCAAUAAAAGAAGUUCAAAUAGAAAGCGAAUCAUCAAUAAGUGAAAAAAAAAUUGGACCAUGGGGAUUGACACGUCAAAUUCUUAAAGAUCAAGGCAUGAGAGGUUUAUUUACUGGGUUGUCAUCAACCAUAGCACGUGAAAUGCCUGGUUAUUUCUUUUUUUUUGGAGGUUAUGAAGUGACCAGGGAACUUUUAGCAAAACCAAAUGAAAAUAGAGAUGAUAUAGGAUGGCAAAAAACCAUGGUAGCUGGUGCUGUUGGUGGAAGUAUUUUAUGGCUUGUAAUAUUUCCAGCAGAUGUGGUUAAAAGUAGAAUACAGGUAAAAAAUUUGAAAACUCCUCCACUAAUAGUUAUGAAAGAUAUUGUAAGAAAUGAAGGUAUCAAUUCCUUGUACAGUGGUUUGAAACCAACAUUAAUUAGAACAAUACCAGCAACAGCUACAUUAUUUGUAACUUAUGAAUAUACUAAAAGGUUUAUGCUCAAUUUUUUUGAAAAUAAUUGAUGGAUAAAAAUUAUAUUGUUUUGUUUAAAAAUUCUAAGAAAAAAAAUAAAAAUAAAUUAGUUUGAAAAUAUUUAACAUAAAAAUAAUUUUUUUACAUAUUUUUCUGUAAAAAAAUAAAAGAAUUUCUUAAAAUAAAUAAAUUUU